Molecule: messenger RNA, 1113 nt
Organism: Galeopterus variegatus (Sunda flying lemur)
Lineage: Eukaryota; Metazoa; Chordata; Mammalia; Dermoptera; Cynocephalidae
Gene: FBXL15
Product: F-box and leucine-rich repeat protein 15
Exons: 4
Coding region: 67-969 (300 amino acids)
Biological process (GO): SCF-dependent proteasomal ubiquitin-dependent protein catabolic process
Cellular component (GO): SCF ubiquitin ligase complex
Molecular function (GO): protein binding
Source: RefSeq, a predicted model, not a curated record
GGUUCGUCGCGGCAGUUCCAAGGCCAAAGCGAGACGACCUUACUGCGCACGCGCACCAAGCAGCCGAUGGAGCUACAGAUGGAGCCGUCCGGAGGGGAGCAAGAACCCAGAGCCAUCAGGCUUCUGGACCUGCCCUGGGAAGACGUGCUGCUCCCACAUGUCCUGAACCGGGUCCCGUUGUGCCAGCUGCUCCGGCUGCAGCGCGUUAGCCGGGCCUUCGGGGCCCUAGUACAGCUGCACCUGGCCCGGCUGCGCCGCUUCGACGCCGCUCAGGUGGGUCCGCAGAUCCCGCGGGCCGCAUUGGCUCGGCUGCUGCGUGACGCCGAGGGGCUGCAGGAGCUGGCCCUGGCGCCAUGUCACGAAUGGCUGUCGGACGAGGACCUGGUGCCUGUGCUGGCGCGGAAUCCGCAGCUGCGGAAUGUGGCUCUGGCUGGCUGUGGGCAGCUGAGUCGCCGCGCGCUAGGAGCGCUGGCCGAGGGCUGCCCCCGCCUGCAGCGCCUGUCGCUCGCGCACUGUGACUGGGUGGACGGGCUAGCGCUGCGUGGCCUCGCCGACCGCUGCCCGGCACUGGAGGAGCUGGAUCUCACCGCCUGCCGCCAGCUGAAGGACGAGGCCAUCGUGUACCUAGCGCAGAGGCGCGGAGCCGGCCUCCGCAGCCUCUCACUGGCUGUCAACGCCAACGUGGGGGAUGCCGCGGUCCAGGAGUUGGCUCGCAACUGCCCGGAACUCCAGCACCUCGACCUCACCGGCUGCCUCCGCGUUGGAAGCGAUGGCAUCAGGACACUGGCCGAGUAUUGCCCGGCGUUGCGCUCGCUGCGGGUGCGGCACUGCCACCAUGUGGCCGAGCCUAGCCUGAGUCGCUUGCGGAAGCGCGGAGUGGACAUCGAUGUGGAGCCGCCACUGCACCAAGCCCUGGUGCUGCUGCAGGAUAUGGCGGGCUUCGCACCUUUUCUCAACCUGCAGGUCUGACCUGCCUACCGGUUGGAGCACAGCUGGACUGUGUGGCUGGGGCCUGACAUUGAGCUGUAGGGAAACUGAACUGUGGGAACCUCUGGUGAGAAGCCAGUGCCCUGCCCCACCCUGGAGCUUCAAAUAAAGAGCUUUUUACCCCCU